UAUAUAUCAGAUUUCAAUUGUAGAUCUUUUUGAUUUUUCUACCGGAAGCAAGCAUAUUUACAAGUUGAUCUACUAAUAUUAUAUUUUCGCUGUAAUUUCGUUAAGUUUUGAUGUCGGAAAGGGCUGACAAAAUGAAGGUGCCGCAGCCUGCAAUUGGAGAACAACCAACUCCCCCUACAGACAAAUCUCCGAUAGAGAAACCAAACUCCACAACGCUGUUAAUGGAAGGGGAUCCAGUGGAGCCGAAUCGCUGUUGUUGGAUCUGCUUGGCCACGGAUGAGGAAGAACGUCUGCCUUGGGUAAAUCCGUGUUCAUGUCCAGGAACCACCAAGUGGGUGCAUCAGAGUUGUCUUCUCCACUGGAUCGACGAGAAGAAGCACGAGGGGACCGGAGAACAAGACGUUUCCUGUCCACAGUGCCAGACGAAGUACGUCGUAUACCCGAAUUUGAAAAAGUUCCCAGCUGUGUUGGAAAUGAUCGACCAUUUCAUCUCCUGCUUCCUGAGUCCUUGCCUGGCGGCGAUCUUAAUGGCUGUCUCUGUCUAUUGGACAGCCAUUACAUACGGAGCGUUGACAUUUUUGCAGAUUGCUGGCCGGGACCGCGGCAUGUCUAUAUUUCAGUCGGGCGAUCCUUCAAUUAUCAUAAUCCUGGUCGCACUUCCAUUAAUCCCACUUGGACUGGUACUUCUUCGCUUGAUUCCUUGGGAGGAUGCCCUGUUGCGCUUGUUUCGAAACUGUGCAUCGGUGGUGCGAAAACUUCCCUUUAUGAAGCACAGCCGCGAAUUUGAGUACCAGAACGAUUCAAUUUUUCUACCUCUGCCGGAACCCAUUUCGAAAGAACGCGUAUUCUGCGGAGCCGUCCUUCUGCCCACCAUAUCAUACCUUGUUGGAAAUCUUAUCUUUCGUUCUGUGGACAACGCGGUGAAACGUACACUGCUUGGAUGUCUUACAUUUGUUACGGUUAAAGGAAUCUUAAAAAUGUAUCUGAAGCACGAGCAAUAUGUACGCUGCACCAAGCGUCACGUUCUAAAUUACACAGAGAACGCAGCAGGACAGGAUCAACAAGAGGGUUAAGGAAGAUCGGUUUUUGCCUCCCUCCAACCCUCGAUAAUAUCAAGUUCUAGAAAAGAUUACACAAGUAAUUAAGCUAAAUCAAUUGUAAGGUAUAUAAUUACCAACGAUCAAAAGUAUAACUAGUCCUGGCUCUUAAAUUUACACUAGAUACAACAAUUUAGAAUUGACUGAUUACUAUCUU
This is a messenger RNA of Drosophila suzukii, 1254 nucleotides long. Its product is annotated as E3 ubiquitin-protein ligase MARCHF5. Lineage: Eukaryota; Metazoa; Arthropoda; Insecta; Diptera; Drosophilidae. Gene Ontology annotation, cellular component: mitochondrial outer membrane. Gene Ontology annotation, molecular function: zinc ion binding; ubiquitin protein ligase activity. Gene Ontology annotation, biological process: protein polyubiquitination; regulation of mitochondrial fission. The record is from RefSeq and is a predicted model, not a curated record.